AGCAGCAGCAUGCGAGACCCUGGCCUCUCUCGCAUGAGCAUCGCCUCCCAGUUUUUUAGUGGUGAGGAGGCUGCAGGGAUAGACACUAUGACAACCUCCGAGAGGGUAGUGGAUUUGCUCAAUCAGGCUGCCUUAAUCAGCAAUGACUCUAAAAUCACUAUCCUCAAGCAGGUCCAGGAGUUGAUAAUAAACAAGGACCCCACGUUGCUAGAUAACUUCCUAGAUGAGAUCAUAGCCUUCCAGGCAGACAAAUCUGUUGAAGUGCGGAAGUUUGUGAUUGGGUUCAUUGAAGAAGCCUGCAAGCGGGACACCGAGCUGCUGCUCAAGCUCAUUGCCAACCUGAACAUGCUUCUGCGGGACGAGAACGUCAACGUGGUGAAGAAGGCCAUCCUGGCCAUGACCCAGCUGUACAAGGUGGCACUGCAGUGGAUGGUGAAGUCCAGAGGGAUCAACGACAUGCAGGAGGCCUGCUGGGAGAUGGUGUCUGCCAUGGCCAGCGAAAUCAUCCUGCUGCUGGACUCCGACAACGACGGGAUCCGCACCCACGCCAUCAAGUUUGUGGAGGGGCUGAUCAUCACCCUCUCACCCCGCAUGCCCGACUCGGAGGUGCCCAAGCGUCACGAGAAUGACAUCAGCCUCGACCGGGUCCCCAAAGAUCACCCCUACAUCAAAUACAACUUCCUGUGGGAAGAGGGAAAGAUGGCGCUGGAGCAGCUCCUAAAGUUCAUGGUGCACCCGGCCAUCUCUAGCAUCAACCUGACGGCGGCGCUGGGCUCCCUGGCCUCCAUCGCCCGCCAGCGGCCCAUGUUUAUGUCGGAAGUGAUCCAGGCCUACGAGACUCUGCACGCCAAUCUCCCUCCGACACUGGCCAAGUCCCAGGUCAGCAGCGUGCGGAAGAACCUCAAGCUCCACCUGCUGAGUGUUCUGAAGCACCCGGCCUCCGUGGAGUUCCAGGCCCAGAUCACCACUUUGCUGAUGGACCUGGGCACGCAGCAGGCCGAGAUCGCCCGCAACAUGCCCAACCUGAAGGAGCUUCGCAAGCGUCCACGGGACGAUAGUGACCCAGCCUCCAAGAAGAUGAAGACUGAGCCACCUCUCGGGGAGGAUGACGAGGAUAAGGACCUGGAGCAAGUGGCGGUCCCAGCCCAGAAGCCCUCCAUCCAAACCAGCGCACAGUCGGACACUGACAUAACAGCGGAGUUUCUGCAGCCCCUUCUGACUCCGGAUAACGUGGCUAACCUGGUGCUCAUCAGCAUGGUUUACCUGCCAGAGAACAUGCCCGCUUCUUUCCAAGCUACCUAUACUCCGGUGGAGUCAGCUGGCACAGAGGUCCAGAUCAAGCACCUUGCCCGGCUCAUGGCCACUCAGAUGACCGCUGCUGGGUUGGGGCCAGGUGUGGAGCAGAUCAAACAGGCCAAGGAAGAGCUCAAGGAAGAAAAAUUCUUGAAGCCAGAAAGUGUGUUGAUCAAGAGGCGCUUGUCUGCUAUCAACCGAGGCCAGGCCAUCUCGGUGGUGGGGGCCCAGGGCUCUGCUGCCUCCAGUCUCAUAGAGUUGGGGGCGCCACAGGCCAAAAGGCGUCCGGAACCAAUCAUCCCCACCACCCAGCCCAGACUGGCGGGUGCUAGUGGCCGCAAGAAAAUUUUCCGCCUGAGUGAUGUGAUCAAGCCUCUGGCGGAUGCACAGAUGGAAAAUCUGAAGCUGGCAGCUGUGAAGCGGAUCCUGCGCUCUGAGAAGGCCGUGGCCUGCAGCGGUGCAGCCCAUGCACGAGUGAAGAUCCUCUCGUCCCUGGUGACCCAGUUCGAGGUUCCCCUGAAGAGCGAGGUGCUCUCCUUCAUCCUGGACGACAUCCGCAACCGGCUAGACCUGGCCUUCGCCUGGCUGUACCAGGAGUACAACGCCUACCUUACGAACUACCCCUCCGGCUCCCUCAACAACUAUGACGAGUGUCUCAUCGGCCUGCUCUCUGGGCUGCAGGAGAAGCCAGACCAAAAGGAUGGGAUAUUCACCAAAGUGGUCCUGGAGGCCCCGCUGAUCACGGAGAGUGCCCUGGAGGUGAUCCGGAAAUACUGCGAAGAUGAGAGCCGGACAUACCUGGGCAUGUCAACUCUUCGAGACCUGAUCUUUAAGCGCCCAUCUCGACAGUUCCAGUAUCUGCACGUCCUUUUAGACCUCAGCUCUCAUGAGAAGGACAAGGUCCGCCAGCAGGCGCUGCUCUUCAUCAAGCGGAUGUACGAGAAGGACCAGCUGCGGGAGUAUGUGGAGAAGUUUGCACUGAAUUAUUUGCAGCUCCUGGUGCAUCCCAACCCUCCCUCGGUCCUUUUUGGAGCGGACAAAGACACAGAGGUGGCUGCCCCUUGGACAGAGGAGACCAUCAAGCAAUGUCUCUAUCUCUACCUGGCCCUCCUCCCCCAGAAUCACAAGCUGAUACACGAACUGGCAUCUGUAUACACCGAGGCCAUCGCCGACAUAAAGCGCACCGUCCUCAGGGUUAUCGAGCAGCCGAUCCGUGGGAUGGGAAUGAAUUCCCCAGAGCUGCUGCUUCUGGUUGAAAAUUGCCCCAAGGGGGCAGAGACCCUGGUGACCCGCUGCCUGCACAGCCUAACCGAUAAAGUUCCCCCAUCUCCGGAGCUGGUGAAGCGUGUUCGCGACCUGUACCACAAGAGGCUCCCAGAUGUCCGAUUCCUUAUCCCUGUCCUCAAUGGCUUGGAAAAGAAAGAGGUGAUCCAGGCUCUGCCGAAGCUCAUCAAGCUGAAUCCCAUUGUCGUGAAAGAGGUUUUCAACCGCUUGUUGGGAACCCAGCAUGGUGAAGGCAACUCGGCGGUUUCUCCGCUGAAUCCUGGAGAGUUGUUGAUCGCCCUCCACAACAUAGACUCCACCAAGUGUGACAUGAAGUCCAUCAUCAAAGCCACCAACCUGUGCUUUGCUGAGCGCAACGUCUACACAUCGGAGGUGCUGGCCGUGGUGAUGCAGCAGUUGAUGGAGCAGAACCCUCUGCCCAUGCUCCUCAUGCGGACGGUGAUCCAGUCGCUGACCAUGUACCCGCGCCUCGGCGGCUUCGUCAUGAACAUCCUUUCCCGCCUCAUCUUGAAGCAGGUGUGGAAGUACCCCAAGGUGUGGGAGGGCUUCAUCAAGUGCUGCCAGCGGACCAAGCCCCAGUCCUUCCAGGUCAUCCUCCAGUUGCCGCCUCAGCAGCUCAAUGCCGUCUUUGAGAAAUGCCCGGAGCUGCGGGAGCCUCUGCUGGCUCACGUCCGCUCCUUCACCCCGCACCAGCAAGCCCACGUCCCCAACUCCACGAUGGCCAUCCUGGAAGCCAGCGGCAAACAAGACCUGGAAGGGAAAGACCCACAGCUGCUGGAGGAAGUGAGGGGCACUGCCCCACCCAGGAGCAGCAAGGGGCUGAGGAGAGAGAGAGAGGAGGAAACAGAGCCCCUUCCCCUCCUGCCUCGAGUGUCUCAGGAUAUGAUUGCUCUGCGCUUGGCCCAGGAAAAGGCCCUCAAGCGCCAGCUGGAAGAGGAGCAGAAGCUGAAGCAGCAGCAGCAGCCCCCCCGCCCAGCGGCCCCACCCACUCCGCUUCCGGCCGAGGAGGCCGUGGACUUCCGCGAGGAAGUGCCUGAGGUGGAGACUCCCACCAUCUUCAUCAGCAUGCAGGAGGAAGAGGAGAGUUUCGGGGCAGAUAGUUCUCUGCUGGAUUCAAGUCUGGAGGGGCCUUCGCCUGCAAAGGAGAUACAGAGCAAGGAAGGAGGAGGUAGCAGCAGCAGCUCAGAUGAGGGAUCUGCCAGUAAGCCAACCACUGCCAAGCAAGGAGCCCUUUCUCCAGAGGAGCCAGCAAAGGACACGCAGACUUCUGACCCAAGCUCACCUACGCCAGAGGAGGAGCAGCCAAAACCCACCAUAGAGCAAGAGAAGAAAGCAGAGAGCUGAUGCUUCAGAGAUGUAGAAGCCCCAAAGAAG
Molecule: messenger RNA, 3951 nt
Organism: Euleptes europaea (tarantolino)
Lineage: Eukaryota; Metazoa; Chordata; Lepidosauria; Squamata; Sphaerodactylidae
Gene: SYMPK
Product: symplekin scaffold protein
Exons: 26
Coding region: 10-3921 (1303 amino acids)
Cellular component (GO): mRNA cleavage and polyadenylation specificity factor complex
Source: RefSeq, a predicted model, not a curated record